Messenger RNA from Linum tenue, 519 nucleotides. The record is from the annotation of a GenBank genome assembly. NCBI's taxonomy places the organism in Eukaryota, Viridiplantae, Streptophyta, Magnoliopsida, Malpighiales, Linaceae.
AUUUUAGACAGGUUUGACUGUCCUAGCUGUAACUUCCUGGGACAGGGACAACUCACGAGCAGAAGCUUCACUGCUCUAACUCUGCAAUAUAUUGUGUUACAGAGAAAUCAAGCUCUCCGGGAGGAAGUAAGAACGAUAAAUCAGCAGCUAGUCGAUACUGAUGUAGCGAUUAUUCCAGAUGGUAAUGCAAGGACCAUAAUGAAGUUCUCGUUUAACGCGGCCUCCAUCUCACCGAUGCUAUUGCAGCAACCAAUUGAGCCCUUGAAAUUGCUUGUCCCCGCAAACUAUCCUCAAUCCUCUCCUGUAUUACUUGAAAAUGGCGACAGUGGCGAGGAUGAUCUUUCUGUAAAAGCCAAGUCAAGGCUGCACCGCUGCCUGAGAAGUCUGCUUCAUCCGGUGACAUUGGAGGACAUAGCGAGGAGUUGGGAUGUUUGUGCAAGACAAGUCAUUACCGAGUAUGCAUUACAGAAUGGUGGCGGGAGCUUCAGCUCACAGUAUGGAACCUGGGAAACUGUAUAA